Messenger RNA from Electrophorus electricus (electric eel), 5446 nucleotides. Its product is annotated as SON DNA and RNA binding protein a. Gene Ontology annotation, biological process: regulation of mRNA splicing, via spliceosome; regulation of cell cycle. Gene Ontology annotation, molecular function: RNA binding. Lineage: Eukaryota; Metazoa; Chordata; Actinopteri; Gymnotiformes; Gymnotidae. The record is from RefSeq and is a predicted model, not a curated record.
UCGCGGUAGAAUGUCAUGGCGACCAUCACCGGGCAAGUUUUCCGUGGUUUCGUAACUGCUGAUAACUGUGGGAAUCCGAUCUAGAUCAGAGUGAACAGUGAUUGUCACAUUAGCAUCUUCUAUUUUGCACAGAAAGAUUGAAGAAAGAAAACCCACUUUCCAUUAAGAUCUAGAGGUUUGUAGUGGCGUUGUGGAAAUGGAAUGUGCCAAGAGUACCAGUGUUGAAGGUAUUGAUCCAUCAGAGGCUGCUCUGUGUGAAGAUGUUGCUCUCAGAGAUGGUGGUGAGACACCACGAAAGAAAAAUAAGAAGCACAAAAAACACAAAAGCAAGAAGAAGCGCAAGAAGAAGAAGGGUGAAAAGGAGAGCAGCUCUGAAUCUGGAGUAGAAUCGGAUGGAGAGACACAAACAAAAUUGAGUACGAAAAAAGAAGUUCCUUCCAGCUUUGAGACGGGUGACCAAGAUGAGGAUAAAAAAUCCACAAAAAAUUCUGUUGCAGAAGGUCAUGAUGAUGAUGCCAAAGUCAGAAAAACAAGGCAUCAUAUGGGGAAAAAGAAGAAGAAAAAGAAGCGUAAAGAAGGAGAAAAACAAGAGAGAAAUUCUUCUCAUUCUCAAUCAGUGAGUACAUCUGAGUCAGGGUCUGAGACGGAAUCGGAAUCAAAAAUUCCACAAGCACUGCAAACAAAUCCCCCAAGUUUGGACAAGAAAUCACCUGUGGAUGCAAUGAUGCUCUCAAAUGACAGGUAUAAAGAAAGUGUAUCGCAACCAGAUGAAAGAAAGGGAGAUGUGACUAAUCAAUCUGAGCAUGUUGAAGAGGAGCAUGUAAUACCUUCUUGGAAGAAAGACAAGUCUCCCCAGGAUGCACAUUCUCAAGAUGUAAAUAAACAGGAACAUGGUGAAAAUGAAACACAGUUGGAGAACUUUGGGAAAAGUGGAAGCUUUAGCAAAGCUCAAGAACUCCCUGAUAUUAUUCCCAAGCAAGAAAAUGUGCACAAAGAUCAAGUCAGCCAGAAGGAACCAAAUAGGGAAAAAAGAGGAAAGGGGGAUGCAGGAGAAAAGUCUCUUUCUAGGUCAAGAUCACGAUCACGCUCUGGCAAUAAAGGGACUAAAUCCAGCCACAGUCGUUCCAGAACUCCAAGGCAGUCAGGUGUAUCAGUGCAGCAAAAAGAUAAGUCAUUAUCAAGAGAGAGGUCUGAUUCUAGCUCAAGGAAAAAGAGUCGUACACAAAAACGACUGUCAAAGUCCCCAUCUGAAAAACGUAGAUCCCGGUCUAGAUCUAUCAGGGUACCAAGACGUAAAUCAAGGUCACAUUCGGGGAAAAAAAGGCGUCGAUCUGACUCCAGAUCACGUAACAGAACCAGAAGGUCUAGGACCAGGUCUCCUCGACGUGGACGGCGAACAAGGUCUAGAUCUGUAGUACGGCUACGCCGUUCAAGGUCUAGACGAUCAGUAUCUCGCCGAAAGAACCGUGGCUCAAGAUCACGUUCUAGAUCUGCCCGGAGAGGCAGACGCUCACGAUCACGGUCUCGAAAAAGGUCCCCUGUGUCCCGUACAAGAAGGUCUCGGUCUCGGUCUGCUAGGAGAAUAAGACGGACCCGCUCAAGGUCCAUUGUGAUCCUCAGGCGAUCUAGAUCUCGAUUGAGAAGAAAUAGGCGAUCUAGAUCAAGGUCCAUUCGUAAAAACAGGUCAAGGUCUAGAACCCCACGAAGACGAAGUAGAUCUCAUUCCCCUCUGCGUUCCAGGCGUACCAAAUCAAGAUCCCCUGUUCGUCAGAGAAGGUCAAAAUCUCCACGUAGGGCCAGAUCAGAAUCAAGAUCUCCAAAGCGCAGUAAGCGUUCAAAAUCAAGAUCUGUGUCACGUCCUUCAAAGUCUGUCUCACCCAAGCUUAGGAGAGGACCAAAAAAACCUAAGCGGUCAAGGUCAUUUUCACAGAGAGACACAUCAAGAUCUAGAUCCAUUUCAAGACAGAGACUUUCAUCAGAUAGAAGCCAGUCUCCAGCUAAGAGCAGGUCUAAAUCUUUGUCUCCUGCCAAAGAGAAAACAUCUUCAGUGGAGCAUUCUAAAAUUUCUGAAUGUAAUUAUAAAGAAAAAUCACCAGAUCCCCAAACACAGACAAGUGUCACUGGGGAAGAAAAUACAGCUCCCAUAAAAGGGUGGAAACCAAUCUCUUCUGAAUCGCCACCAAAAAUAUCAAAUGAAUCCUCUACACAAUCAGAACUUGAAUCCAAAAAAGAAGAUCCCAAGACAGAGCUCAAAACCACCUUGGAAAGUAUAGAAGUGCAAAAAACAUCCAGAUCAAGGUCUUCUUCAUCAGAACCAGUACCUCAGCAUGCAAGUACUGGAUCAGAUGAUAAUGAGCAGUCUGAUGAUUCGAGAUCACCAAGUCCAACAAAAGAAUCAGGGUCAAAACCCAAUAGAAAGUCUAAGUCACCUGUCUGUAGGAAGCGCUCCAGGUCUGUCUCCUCCACCCAUAAGACACGAUCCAAAUCAAAAUCUCUUAGCGGUAAGGACAAAUCUAAGUCUCCAAUAAGGAAGCGAAAGUCUAUUUCUCCCUCUCACAGCCUAAGGAAGCGUUCAAAAUCCAGGUCACCUGUUCGUAGAAAGAGAUCACGCUCAAGAUCAGUCACACGGAGAGGGAAAUCCAGGUCUAAAUCUCGCACUAGGACCAAACGCUCAAAAUCUAAAACCCCCAGAAGGAAGCGAUCUAAGUCUAGGUCACCAGUCCGAAAAAGACGGUCUAAAUCACGCUCUCCUGCUCGAAGAAAAAGAUCAAAGAGUCCAGAUAAAGGUAAACGGUCAAAAUCCCGUUCACCAGCCAGGAAGAGGAGGUCAAGAUCACGAUCAAAGUCAAGGGCACGUCCUUCCCGAUCUAGAAGAUCUCGCUCUACUUCACGCCGGAGGAGACCUGUUUUUCGAGGUCGAUCUUUUGACAGGCGCGAUCGCUGGAAGCGUGAGCCAAGUCAUUCUCCCAUUCUUAUCCUCCGUAAAAGAAGGUCCACCUCAAGAACUCGCCGCAGCUCUAGCAAGACACCACCACGCCUCACUGAGCUAGACAAAGAUCAGCUGUUGGAAAUUGCUAAGGCUAAUGCUGCAGCAAUGUGUGCUAAAGCAGGGAUGCCCAUCCCAGAGAGCCUAAAGCCCAAAGCUAUCCUUCAGUUGCCUUUGCCAACCCCUACUCCGGCUCCACUGUCUUUACCUCUGCCCCUGCCAGUUCCAAAUUUGCCCAUGAACCUUCCAAUGGGCAUACCUGGCAUGCCCGGAAUGCCAAACAUGCCUAUGAAUGCUGCUAUGGCUAGCAUGACAGCAGCCACCAUGACUGCAGCCCUGUCUAACAUGGGAGCUUUGGCAGCCAUGCCCCCUAUGCCUCCACUGCCCACCAUUACCAAUAAACCACCUCCGGCACCUACUCCUAAUCUGGCUAACAUUGAAGAGGUGAAAAGAAAAGUGACACAGCAGGCUAACAGCAUUAGUAUCAAGGAGCUGACGGAGAAGUGCAAACAGAUUGCAGAAAGUAAGGAGGAGAUGAGCAUUGCAAAGCCCCAUGUGUCUGAUGAUGAAGACGAUGGAAAACGGUAACCUACUGGUGCUUAUUCAACUGUAUCCCUACUUAAUCCUAAUGGAAAUCCAUAAUUCCUGCUUAAAUGAGAAGAUGAAGUUGUCUGGAUCCUAACUGCCUGUACAUCCAUGAGGCAGGAAUUGGUCCAGUGAAUAUUUCCACCAUCUUGAUAUUUUUACUUUACUUUUCAUUUUUACUUUGACACCACCAUAGGAGGCAGGAUUCCUGUUGCCUCAGGACUUGUACUAAAUCUAGAUCAUUUUUUUUGUGUCUUCAGGGGGUAUGGGGGCUUCCUUGUACAAUGAAGCAAAUGUAUUGCUUGAUAAGAUUCAAAGUGAAGUAUUGUUUGACUUUCAGUAUAGAGUCUCUUGAAAGCUAAAAGAAGCAACUUAUUUCAAGCUGAUCUUUUGUCUUUAGGUUAAGUGUGAGAAUUUUAGCCCAUCCAUAGCCACAGAUCAUCUCAUUAUAUGUAAACCGCAUUUAUUAAGUACUCUCAGAAUUAUUUGUUAACUUUUUUUUUGAAAUAAAAAUAAUUUUUAGAAAUUAAAACUUGAGGAUAAAAUUGUAAGUGCUAUACUUCAUGAAUGAUAUUUUCCUUAGUGUGCAGUUAUAUGAUCUGACCAACAAUUGGCUUGUAAACAUGCUUGGCCAAUAUUUGAUGUGCUUGAAGUUAACCAGGCUUUGACUUGGUUAGAAACUCAAAUCUGAGUGGACAUAGUUUCGGGCCUUGUGAAGAAGUCCUUAUUCAGGUUGGUUUUUAGAUCUCUGACAAAAUUUUAAAAGGGCACACUGUUGGUUUUAGAUCUUGAGAGGUGUACAGUACUGUUUUAUCUUGUAAUUUGAAAUGACUGAAAAUGUAUGUGCUUUUGCCCAGUAGAGGUUUGUGGUCGGGUGCUUUGUUUAUAAUAUGUGUGGAGUAACUUCAACAUUUUAGGGAAGGGGUGUCUAAAAGAUAAGAAUUCAUAAUAUUUACAGAGAAAAAAAAAUCUUCACAUUAUACUGUUUGUUGAGUAGCCUAGAUGUUGGUUUUGUGCAGCAUUUUGUUAAUUCUUUUGUGUCUAUUCUUUUUCGCUACUGUUUUGAUAGCUUGUGCAGAUAUUCUAAUGGCCAAUCAUUAGAACUCUGAGCCAGAAAUAUUUUCACUUCAAGACUGGUCUCAGACACUAUUUCAACCACCAUAACAUGCUCCAUUUCAUUAAGCUUCAGAGUUAUCCUAGUAACUGCAUUCCCAUAGAAAGUUAUGCACACAAAACUAAUAAACGAACACUCACUUGACAGUCAACAGCUAAGCAAAUGAAUUAAAAAGUUUCUGGUAAUUGAAUCUGGUUUUCAUCCUAGUAUUAAUUGGUUUGAUUCUGAGUGCUCUUUAGCACUGAGGAUGAAGUGUGCUCAUCACUUUUAUGACCACAAACAGUGGUGCAGAUCUUGUGUUCUAAGUGGAUGGUCUGCAGAUGCUUAGCUUUAUAUGUAACAAAUGAGUUAUACGGGCAAGGAUUGGUUAGGAAAAGGUAAAGAUUAUUUAUAUAGUUAAUGUUUUAGUGAAAGUUAUGCAUCUGCAAGUCAUAAUACAGUAGCAAACUAAAUUUGGGAACUUUUUUUUUUUUUCUUUUAUACUGAAUUGAUUUCCAUUAUUGGGCCCUUCUGCUACUAAAAGAAAUGUACAAUGCUACACCAUAACUUUGAUUAAAAGACUACACAAUGAGUGGUACUCAAAGCACAAGAGGCAGUGUACUUUUUUAUCCUUUUGUACAGGCCCAAGUACCAUGUUCCUAGUGUAGUAUCCAUGAUUUUGAUUACCCAGUGCAGUUGGGAUUUUCUGCCAUAGGAUAAUGUUGCUUGCUUUGUACAUAAUGCGGCAUUGAUUAUUAAAAUAAAUUACCAUGAUCAUUUGA